Auanema sp. JU1783 is the source of this 954-nucleotide messenger RNA. NCBI's taxonomy places the organism in Eukaryota, Metazoa, Nematoda, Chromadorea, Rhabditida, Rhabditidae. The record is from the annotation of a GenBank genome assembly.
AUGGAACCAUUUCAGAACGCCGUCAUGGGACAGUUUGAUGCAUACUUCAAGAAGUUAGAUAACACUAAGAAAAGCAUUCAAGAAAACUACAGUGUCCAACUCAUUUUCCCAACGUAUGGCCACCAUCGUGAGAAAUUUCUACAAGCUGAACAAAACCAAGCCAAGAUUUUGAACAAUAUGCGUAUGGUAUAUUUGGGUUUGGUGGAAACUUCAAUGGGUGCAAUGAUAGGAUUAGGUGCUGGCUCCAUUCCUGCUGCAUACUAUAGAGUCUUCAUGACUUUUGUUCGCGAAUCUCCGGUUUCAUUCGGAAAUGAUCUGCUAUCAUUAAAGGGAGAAAAAAUGCUGGUGGAGACCGUGGAAAAUGAAUUGAAAGCCGAAAUGAAGACUAUCGAGCGGCAAUUGGAACUGGCAGAAACUUCGAAGGACAAACAAAUUCCUUUUGCCAUCGCAGACAAUACGUGUUAUAAGAUUCUACAGAAAAUCGAUACGAGCUCUUUUAUUCUACACAAGGAACCGUUGGUGCUUGCUCCAUUUUUUGUUUUCUUCGCAACCACCUACAUCGCUGUCGCUGGAGCCUAUUGUCAGCUGAAUCCGCAGCACCGUGCUGAUGCCAUGGAAAAUUUGAAAAAGCUCAGAUGGAGACUCAACAACUUGUGUGAUAAGACCGUUUAUAGCCGGCAAUGCUUAGUCGAAACCAAAAAGAAUGACUGGAUCUUUGGAAGAUCUUCCACUUGCAUAGAUACAUUAACGAACAAGACAAUAUUUCGAGAGACUAUCAGUGGAUUUACUAUGUCCCAACUUGAUGAUAUAGAAGAAUGGUACAAAAAUGAACUCGCAACAACCUACAAACAAUUUUUCAAGCCAACCCUAAAAGCACUGGAUGAUUUCAUCACGGAACUCAAACAACCUCUCAAACAACCUGAAUCAGUAUCAUGGUUUUCCAAAAUAUUUUGA